UAUAGUUAUUGAAUUAGUAUACCAAGUUGGAUACUAUUUGGGUAUUGAGACUGUUAAGAAUUAAAAUCAAAAAUAAACAAUAGACCAAUUAGUUCAGGAAUGCAAAAUGACACACGUUAAUAGAUAAUAUUGGAUCACUUUACAAAGUUUUAUGUCUAUAUACAGAUGGACAUAUAUCAUACUGUGGCGUUUAUCUAAGCCAAAAAAGGGUGUGUGUGUGUUCUCGAUUUUUUCACAAACGCGCAGACAAAUACCAAACGCUGGUCUACGAAGCGCUACUGCAAUUACAAAUAAAAGGUUAUCUCAAGAGCACUGUGGUUCCACUGAUUGAACAAAAUGUCGCGGGAUAAUAAAGGAUAUGUAAAUGACUAUGAGGGGAAAAGUGGUUUCAGUGAUAUCGCUCUUAAAGAGGCACAUCCAAACAAUUAUGGUGUUAAAGAGGCAUACCCGAUGGACGCAAUACAAAAUGGAUCACCAGUCAAUGAUUAUAGCACCAUGGACCCUAAAGAUAUUAAAAGGGCUAAACUUCGAAUAUACAAAAACAUCAUUGUUGUCAGCUUUGGAUUUCUCUUUAACUUCACUGCAUUUUCAUCAUUAUCAAACCUUCAGAGCAGCCUGAAUAAGGAGGAAGGUCUCGGCACAGGUGGACUCGCUGUGCUCUACGCAGCUUUAGUCGUAUCCUGUAUGUUCCUCCCUAAAUUCCUGAUUGCCCAUUUUGGAUGCAAAUGGACAAUAGUGGCUGCGAUUGUGUGCUAUUCGGCAUACAUCGCCGCUAAUUUCCACGCUGUUUGGGCGACAAUUGUCCCGGGGGCGAUAAUCCUGGGGUUUGGGGCAGCUCCCUUGUGGUCGGCGAAGUGUACCUAUGUGACAGAAGUCGGAAAGAAGUACGCGUUACUUUCUGGAGAGUCUAAGGAUGCAGUCAUCAAUCGAUUCUUUGGGAUUUUCUUCUUGAUAUUUCAGACAAGUCAAAUAUGGGGGAAUCUUAUAUCCUCAUUUGUGUUAAACAGACGAGUGGACAACUCUACUCGACCCUCCGAAGAGAUUCUGGCGCAAUGUGGUGCAAAUUACUGCAAGGAGCCAGAAAAUAAUCCAAACAGUCUUCUGAAGAAACCACCUAUAAGCCAGGUUCAUAUGCUAUGUGGUAUAUACGUGGCAUCUGCAUUCUUCGGUGCCAUAUUGGUUGCACUAUUCCUAGAUAAACUUGACAGGGAGGUGUCCGAGCAAGAAGAACAGCGGAGGGAGGCAGAAGCAAGAGCCAAUAAUGAGAAUUACGUUGAAAAAAGCAAAUCAGAAAAAUACAAGCCUGAACUUUUGAUAGCAACAUUUGCCCACCUGAGAGACAUAAACCAAGUCCUAUUGAUACCCCUAACCAUGUACAGUGGACUCGAACAAGCAUUCAUCACCGGGGAUUUUACUAAGGCGUUUGUGGGUUGUUCUCUCGGAAUAUGGAUGGUGGGGUUCGUCAUGAUCACAUUCGGGGUGACCAACUCGAUAUGUUCGUACCUGCUUGGAGCAGGAGUAAAGUACAUAGGAAGGCUCCCAUUUUUCUGUGCAGCCGCUGUGUUAAACUAUGGAGUUCAAGUGACGUUUCUGCUUUGGAAACCCCAUCCUGAUUAUUUACCUGUAUUCUUCGUGCUUGCCGCACUUUGGGGAAUGUCAGAUGCUGUCUGGCAGGCGCAGAUAAAUGCCUUGUACGGGUUUCUUUUCACUGACCAAUCAGAAGCCGCCUUUGCUAACUACCGGAUGUGGGAGAGCAUUGGAUUCAUAAUGGCGUUCGCUUACAGCAACUGGAUUUGCAUUACUGUAAAGAUUUAUAUUCUCAUGGGAUUCCUGACUGUGGGCAUGUUGGGAUAUUUCAUCGUCGAAUGGCGGCAACGUAAGCAUCGUUCAGCAGAUUUGGACUAA
Molecule: messenger RNA, 1905 nt
Organism: Owenia fusiformis
Lineage: Eukaryota; Metazoa; Annelida; Polychaeta; Sabellida; Oweniidae
Source: the annotation of a GenBank genome assembly